Molecule: messenger RNA, 1671 nt
Organism: Xiphophorus hellerii (green swordtail)
Lineage: Eukaryota; Metazoa; Chordata; Actinopteri; Cyprinodontiformes; Poeciliidae
Product: anionic trypsin-2-like
Exons: 5
Coding region: 928-1650 (240 amino acids)
Biological process (GO): proteolysis
Cellular component (GO): secretory granule
Molecular function (GO): serine-type endopeptidase activity
Source: RefSeq, a predicted model, not a curated record
UCCCAGCCUCUACUGUAGCGUCUAUUCUAUGCGCCUUAUAAUGUGGUGCGCCUUAUAGUGCGGAAAAUACGGUAACUUAUGGAAAUCAUAAUUGCUAAACAAAGGAUGAAUCUGAGUAAAUUACCUCCCCAUUUGAUCUCACCUCUGUAACCCUCUGAGCUAUAAAUAAUUUAGGGGAUUUUGAUUUUGGCAGAAUGCCCUGAGAGUUUAUCUGUGACACAUUCACACAGAUCAAAUUCUUCAUUUUACUUUUCACUUUUCAAAGUGAGUUACUCAAAUAAACAAAUGUUUCCACAAUAUUCUAAUGUGAGCCGAAGUUUGUUUUUUAGUAAAGGAUGUUUUAUAAUAAAAAAGAAAUCUGUUAGUUUGAUUCUAAAACGCUCAAACAUGUAUUGCACAUUUCCACAAAGAAUAAAUAUAAGCAAAUUAUUCAUUUUCAAAUAUAAUACUUUCCAGAUCUCAGAUAAGACAUUACAGUUAAAUAAAACUACUAUGUUUGAAUGCUUAACUUUAAGAUCAGUGUCCGUCCUGUGAUUGGACAGAUCAGUGUCAGUCCUGUGAUUGGUGGCUUCCUGUCCAGCAGAAAGCUGUAAACAGAGUUUAAAAGCUGCUACAGGCCUGCAGACAGUCACGUGAAGCUGGACCAGCAAUGGCUCUGCUGAAGGUUCUGCUGCUGCUGCAGGGGCUGGGUGAGUCAGACACACUGGAAACACUGGGCAUACUGGAGAUACUUCCAGCAGCCACUGGUUCCAAGGAGGCUGCUGCUCUCUGUGAUUCUCAUAUUUCCCUCUGAUUCAGAAUGAAACUUCAUUACAUAUAAAUUGUGAUGCCUUUUAAUCUUUAUCUGUUCAUCCUUUUUCUGUUCCAUCAGCCAUGUUUGCUCCUGAUUUCUGAAUAAAGUCCUCUUUUUUUUCUGCAGGUGUUUCAAUGAACUCACAUGUUUCUCUGCACAAGAGAAUCAUUGGAGGUCAAAACUGUAAUGACACGGAGUGUCUUUAUCAUGUUCGGCUGGAGUUCGACAAUGAUACUCAUAUGAGCUUGUGUGGAGGAUCUCUGAUCCACCGUCAGUGGAUCCUUACCGCAGCUCACUGCUGGAAGUCGGAGCCUGGAUGGACUACCACAGCAAAGUUAGGAGUUCAUCCACGGACUGCUACACAGCAGAAACAAAUAAUCCAACACAAUCCUGUGAUUUAUGUUAACAAAUGGCAUUACCGGCAUGACAUCAUGUUGCUGAAGCUUCAGCGACCAGUAAGAAAUAUCCGUCCUGUUCGUCUACCAAGGUGCACUAAUCGUAUUACGAUUGGUGCUACAGUUCAGCUGGCAGGAGAAGGACUAACGACAACCAGCCCCAAUAAUUCACGCUUACUCAGUGCUCCUCUUCCACCACAUCUUCAGUGUGUCGACAUGAAAGUUACUGGUUUUUUCUUUACGAUUACAUCUGGGCAUGAAUUCCUUGCUGAAGCACAGAACAAGGAUGCGUACUUUGGUGACUCUGGUGGAGGAGUGGUGUUCAACAAGAAGAUUGUUGGUGUGAUUUCUGGCAGAGGAAAGAAUUAUGCAUUUCGGAAUCCAGUUUUUAGCAUGGAUGUGUGUGAUUACUUGGAGUGGAUAAGAAACACAACUGGGCUUAAUAAGCCUAAAAUAUCAUGAAAUAACAUUUUCAUCAAAUUU